UUCUGGGAAACGUAGUCUAAGCGACGGCACUACAGAUACCAGAGUGUAUGGGCUGCUGGGAUGGUCAGGCGUCUCUGACCUCACGUGACCGCUUAUACGCUUCGCGCAGACAGCAGGGGGACCGCCAUAGUGUGAACUGCUGCAUAAAGCAUGAGCAGGACGUUCUGUUGAAUACAGAAGACUCGGGAACAAUUCCAGUCAGGACCGGGGCAGAGUCUGCAUCCAGUCCUGGCAGUCACAUGAGAGCAGUGGAGUCGGCGGCACAACAGAGACAUUAUGGCAGAAACUAUCUUAAUAGAUUCGGACUUGCUGUCUGAAGAUGUCAUAUGCACUGUGGUGGAGGAAACUUCAGAUUUGGAGCUGACGCCCACCCUCGAAAUUCUCCAACUGCAAACUCUGGAUUCGUUGGAGAAUGCGAUGCAGGCCGUCGAUGAGUUUGAGGAAUACACAGCCUCUAAUUUUGUUGUUGUAGAAAAGCAGAAACAUUUUGGGGAUGAAGCAUUCAGGCCCACUUCAAAGGUUACCGUGCAUUGGGAAGGACCAGUAAUUAAUAAUGUUUGCCUAAAUGAGUAUUCCGGCAUUCCCUUCAUAAUUGUUGGAAGAAAAGUACUUGGUUGCCAUCUUGGGAGGGACAGGGCAGUAGCCCAGAAAAAGAGAUAUGCAGAGUAUAUAAUCCAGAAAGAGAUUACAAAUCAAACUUUUAUACCACGCAGGACAACAUUCCAAAAUACAAAGAAAAAAGACUGCCCAGCAAAAAUAUUUUUAUAUCAUAUAUUGAGAUUUCCGGACUUUCAGAUUAAAAAGAAGACAGAAUGGCAAAUGAGAGCAUCAGCAAGGAAACUCAAACGUGCAUUACAGAACGAUAUUGCGCUGAACCACAGCUAUAUGAUCCUUUUUCCAGAACUAUCCGACCACCAGAACCAUCCUGCAGAUGGAAAGGUGGCUCACAAAAGGCAAAAUGUUGACCGAAGAGUCAGUGAGAAGAUUAGAGAAUUAUUUAAAAGUGGAGUCAGAAAAAAGAGUGAUAUUAAAAAACUAGUUGACCAUUUUGUUCAUCACGAUCUCUUUGGUGGACAAGACCUUCCCGCCGACUCAAGAAGAUUUCUCCCAACUGUAAAAGAGAUCACAAAGAUAAUGAGACAGUGUAUCAGUGAGCGCAAAAUCUGCAUCAUGGAUCAGAGCAUGGGGCUACAGCCGCCACAUUCCUGUGAAGAAAAUAGCUUUUAAUGCACGUUACAGUCUAUGGGAGUGCAUCCGAAAUGCAGGGAGGAAAGAAUACGCAAGUAAAUCCUGAUGAAGUCCUGAAGCUGAAUACUGAAAAUAUGUCAUCAGGAAUCCAUUCAUAAUCCAGAGCCAGAAUACUGCUUGAUUUCAAUACACUUGUUUGAAAGAGGCCAAGAGCUGCCGGAAUUGGAGACCAUUUCUGAAACCAUGGAGGACAAUCGGCCAUGGUGCUGUGAGGAGUGGUCAUGCCAGCCGUCUUUGGACUUUGUAUGAACUAAUGGCACAGUUUCUUUGUUCCUGUUCUACAGUUUGGAGUGCCGAGGACUGCACUCAAACUUGGGACAAGUAUGAGUAAAAACAUGCACUUUUACAGUGACAGCAAGAAUGAUUUGUUCCUCAACUGUCAGCUAGCAAGUAUUGUAAGAAUAAAUGUGGGCUCAAGAAGAACCUGAAGCUGAUGUGUGUAUAAAUAUCAUAAUACCAAAGCCACAAUUCUCAUAGAAUGAGCAAAGGGCAGCUGAUAAAAACGUGUGUUUUAGUGCAAAGGGACUAAAAAUAGAUGGUCUGCUUGUGGAGUCAAGUUGGCCUGCAAGAUGAAUUUCUCCUGGGGCUUGUCCAUCUGUCUACCCCUCUGUAGCCUCCGUCUCUAAUCUGUAGCCUCCAUCUCUAAUCGUCUGCUUUCCCAGAUCUGCUGUGAUUGUCUCCUAUAUAUUGCAGUACAGAAGAUCAUGUGCUCCAUCUCUCUGUAGCACACACUCAGAAGCAGCAACAGAAUGGAGGACAUUAUAUUGCAGAACUAAGCAGUGUAGCUGUGAAUCCAGCGCUAGAGCUAGAUAGUAAACCACUUACUGGAACCAGCAGUGUGUGUCUGUGCCUCUCUCUCUCUCUCUCUCUGCAGCUCCAUCUUCUUUCCCAUCACCAUAGACUUUUAUGGGUAGCAGCUAUAACCUGAUCCUUCAGUGAGAUAAUUCAUCUCAUCUGUGCCUCUCUUUCAAAGGGUUUUUUCCAACCAGUCAGAUACUGAUGACCUAUCCAGAGGAUAAGUCAUCAGUAUAAAACUCCCAGAAAUUUCCUUUUUAAUACAGAUUUUUCUUGUCUCACAUGGUGAGGUAGAUCUGCAAAGACACUGGUCUGGAUGAGCAAAUCUUGAGCAGCAAAGGGCAGAUGUCAUCAGUGCAUAAGGGAAGGAACACAGACACAGCAGAAGCAGAGACAUAGCUGAUCUGAAGUUUUAACUGGAGCAUAACUGAUCUAAAUGGGCUGAGGAAUACUUGGUGUAGCAGACCUGUAGUAGUGCUAUACAAUACAGAGCUGUGGACGCAAUGAAGCAGUAGUGUAACACGCUUGGAGUCGCUGAGCUGUAGUUGUGCUGUACAAUGCUGAGCCGCCCACGUGCAAUGAUUCCGUUUAGCUGAGGAACUUUUGAUGUAGUGGAGCUGUAGCAGAGUUGAUAUAGUGGCAGGGCCUCUAUAUAGCCGAGUUGGAAUAGUGAAAAGUCCUAUUUAGCCAGACUAAUGUAGUUGCAGGAUC
Messenger RNA from Bufo bufo (common toad), 2754 nucleotides. RefSeq lists its product as uncharacterized. The coding region runs from base 277 to 1227 and encodes 316 amino acids. The record is from RefSeq and is a predicted model, not a curated record. The transcript has 9 exons. Lineage: Eukaryota; Metazoa; Chordata; Amphibia; Anura; Bufonidae. Gene Ontology annotation, molecular function: DNA-binding transcription factor activity.